AUGACGCUCUUUUCGUUAAUACAAAAAAGUAAUCCAAAGGUUUAUAAACGAAACUUUCAAGAGGAAUUCGUUCGAGAGACAAAUAAAAAUAAUGCAAUGAUUUAUGAUACUGGAUCUCAAUUAUCAACUUGGACAUUGACACUACAAAUUUGUUGUAUUGAGGAAAAGAAAACAGGGAUCAUACAAUGUGUCAAA
This is a messenger RNA of Dentiscutata erythropus, 195 nucleotides long. NCBI's taxonomy places the organism in Eukaryota, Fungi, Glomeromycota, Glomeromycetes, Diversisporales, Gigasporaceae. The record is from the annotation of a GenBank genome assembly.